AGGUGAAGCAGAAUGGCACAGGUUCAAACGCCAAAACCACACAAAACCGAAUUACACACCACAGAGCAACUGAUGAUGUUUUUUAUGAAACUGGAUAAGAAUAACGAUGGCGUUGUGGAUCGAAACGAAUUGUUGGAUUUCUGCCAGAAGAAUAGGGUUCCUCAAAGCGCUGUUUCUGAGUGGAUGUCACGAUUCGAUACAGACAAUGAUGGCAAAAUCACAUUGAACGAAUACUGCAGAGGCCUUGGAUUGAAGCGCGAAGAUGUGAUCAAAGAGAAAACCGAAAUACGCAGCCAACAAGAGCGACAAGAUUUUGGCGAGGUUCUUACUUUUCCUGACAUUGAAGUAUUGCACACUUCAAUGACUUGGGCCAAGCAGGAAGACAUUGUAAACAAGUACAAAGCAUUGGUAGGGUCGGGCGAACCGACGGAAGAGAAAAUGAACCAGGUUGUGGAUGGCCUGCAGAACUACAUGAACGACAAAUACGGAAAAGUUUGGCAAUGUGUUAUUCUGACUGGCUCAUUCUGGAUGCGAUUCAGCUACGAACCGUUCAUGUCUAUCCAGUUCAGACACAAGAACAAGUUUGUCGUACUGGCCUGGCGUACGAACCGGACGAGAAAAGAAGUGGCAUAUGACCAAAUUCAAAAAUGUGGAUCUCGUACGUGGAAGCACUUAAAAAAACAAUGCGAUGUCAAAAACAUACCGAAUAAUAUUCCUGAGAAGUACGAGGGCGUAGAAACAAUGGGUGAACAAGGAUCGGACAUGGAAAAAAUGAUUGAAAUGUUUUUGGGAAUGGACAAAAACGAUGACGGAUUCGUGGAUUUAGGUGAACUGCGAACCGCCUGUCAGGAGAAGAAGUUGGAUAUGAAGCAAGUGAAUGGUUGGUUGUCAAGAUACGAUACAAACAAAGAUGGAAAAAUCAGCUUGGAUGAGUUUUGCGAUGGUCUUGGACUUGGAAAGCAAGAAAUGAUUGUGGAGAAGGAGGAACGCGAUAUUUCAAACACCAAGAUUUGUCCAACUAUCGCUCACGAGAUCAAACCACUGGACACAACAAUGUCUGUAGCCAAACAAGCUCACAUUACAGACAAAUUUAUUGAGUUGGCCAAGGAAGUGUCCAGUGAUCCACAUAAGAUGAACCAAGUGGCCGCGAAGAUGAAGCGCUUCUUGGAUGAACAGUAUGGGAGAGUGUGGCAGGUAAUCGUGUUGGCUGGAAGUUACUGGAUCAAUUACUCUCACGCUCCUUUCCUAUCGAUGCAAUUCCAAUAUGGACCGUACAUUUGUAUUGUAUGGCGUACCACCAUCAACUAAUACGGAUUUGACCCACGGCGUAUUCGUGAACAUGACCAAAUCUAUCCACUAAUAUUUCUCAAGAAACACUCUUGCACAGUCUAUAGUGCCACUUCUGUCUUAGUGCCCAAGCAGUAAUGCGAAUAUGAGUAAAACAAGUAUGCCUGUAAUUAUGUGUCAAAGCAUUUCAAUAUAUUCGCUAUGUUCAUUCCACGCUUCAACUGUGGUGUAAUUACGCUUGAAUGAGUACACCAAAUGGAGAGCAGUUGAUCAUGUUUUCGAAUUUUGCAGUCCUCGGAUGUAGCAUAAUUCUUCAAUAGCCAUAGGUGUUAAAACCCGUUAAUCUGUGACCAGCUCAAAUGAACUGUGCUUCUUCUCUAGGGGUUGCCAUACUUUCUGAGAACAAAAGCAAAAUGAUAUCCAUUUUCUCCGCGUGUAAAGCAACAG
Opisthorchis viverrini is the source of this 1734-nucleotide messenger RNA. RefSeq lists its product as hypothetical. Gene Ontology annotation, cellular component: dynein complex. Gene Ontology annotation, biological process: microtubule-based process. Gene Ontology annotation, molecular function: calcium ion binding. The record is from RefSeq and is a predicted model, not a curated record. The transcript is spliced from 7 exons. Bases 13 to 1308 code for a protein of 431 amino acids. Lineage: Eukaryota; Metazoa; Platyhelminthes; Trematoda; Opisthorchiida; Opisthorchiidae.